This is a messenger RNA of Peromyscus californicus insignis, 1627 nucleotides long. It is a transcript of the gene Mbnl3, whose product is annotated as muscleblind like splicing regulator 3. Bases 75 to 1166 code for a protein of 363 amino acids. Gene Ontology annotation, molecular function: metal ion binding. The record is from RefSeq and is a predicted model, not a curated record. The transcript is spliced from 7 exons. Lineage: Eukaryota; Metazoa; Chordata; Mammalia; Rodentia; Cricetidae.
UUAACGCCUUGAACCAUCCACUGUCAUACUAUUGUCCGAAAGAGGGUGCACUUGAUUGCCAUUUUGCUUUCAAUAUGACAGCUGUCAAUGUCGCUCUAAUUCGAGAUACCAAGUGGCUGACUUUAGAAGUUUGUAGAGAAUUUCAGAGAGGAACUUGCUCUCGAGCUGAUGCAGAGUGCAGGUUUGCCCAUCCGCCAAGAGUUUGCCAUGUGGAAAAUGGCCGUGUGGUGGCCUGUUUUGAUUCUCUAAAGGGUCGGUGCACUCGAGAGAACUGCAAGUACCUCCACCCUCCACCCCACUUAAAGUCGCAGCUGGAAAUUAAUGGGAGGAACAAUCUGAUUCAACAGAAGACUGCCGCAGCCAUGUUCGCCCAGCAGAUGCAGCUUAUGCUCCAAAACGCUCAGAUGUCAUCUCUUGCAUCUCUUCCUAUGAAUCCAUCACUUGCAGCUAAUCCUACUAUGGCUUUCAAUCCUUACAUGCCUCAUCCUGGGAUGGGCCUGGUUCCUGCUGAACUUUUUCCGAAUACUCCAGUUCUGAUUUCUGGAAACCCGCAUCUUGCAUUGCCAGGAGUUCCUGCCCCAAAACCAAUUCGUACAGAUAGACUGGAGGUUUGCCGUGAAUUUCAGCGUGGAAAUUGUACCCGUGGGGAGAGUGAUUGUCGAUAUGCUCACCCUACGGAUGUCUCUAUGAUUGAGGUGUCUGAUAAUACUGUGACAAUCUGCAUGGAUUACAUUAAAGGCCGAUGCUCCCGGGAGAAAUGCAAGUAUUUUCAUCCUCCUCCACACUUGCAAGCCAAACUCAAGGCAGCUCAUCACCAGAUGAACCAUUCGGCGGCGGCUGCGAUGGCUCUGCAACCUGGUGCACUUCAGCUGAUACCAAAGAGGUCAGCCCUUGAUAAGGCCAAUGGUGCCACCCCAGUCUUUAAUCCCAAUGUUUUCCACUGCCAACAGGCUCUGGCUAACAUGCAGAUUCCGCAGCCGGCGGCAUUUAUCCCAACAGGGCCAAUACUGUGCAUGGCACCCGCUUCAACUUUUGUUGAAAUUCUGAGCAGCAGAGUUAUGGAGUAUCAGAAUCUCUCAACAAGAAACUCCACAUGGCCUUUCUAUGUGUAUUCUCGUAUGUCCUCUUCUACCAACACAACGAUAAGCAUGGUGCAGUCGAUAUAGUAAAGCACAUACACCAGUCGAAAAAUUCAAAUUUAAAAGAAAGCAUUCAGAAAUCUGUGGAGAUGUUAAAGCAAAUAGAAAAUUGACCACUGUGUGUUACCUAAUAUGGAUUAUUAAUUGUAUAUGAAUUAGCAUAUAGAAUACAACCAUACACCUUUGUCAUUUAUGUGAAUUAUCAGAUCCAUAUUACAUAAAUAAUCCAUCUGAUAUGAAUUACCAUAUUGAAUAUAACCGUAAAAUUUUGUGAUUUUUUUCCCAACAAUGAUUUAUGUUAAAUAAAUUUCCACAGUGUACUGUAGGCAUACUGUACAUUCUUGGUGGAUAAAUUGUUUUUGAAGUGUUACCUUACUGUUUUGUUUACAGGAUAGUCUAUUGGAUUGAUGUAGAAUGUAACUAAUAUACCCAAUACCAUUUCCCCCAUUGAUAUGUUGUAUUAAAUUGGGUUCUGUUUAGCUUUUCAA